GUUUUCGGCGGACUCUGUGUUUCCAUGAGAACAAAGGCUCGGUCUCCGCAGCAACACAAACAGCAGCAGAACAAAGGCGGCCAUGUUUCCAGAAGUCCUUCCCCCCAUAAAUCUGGGCGGCGGUGAGCGGCGGUGCCGUUUGACAUUGAGCUACCGAGCGUCAUGCCUCUGCCACGACGCCGCUCAUCCUUCCUGGGACAGCCGUCUACGGAGCGCCCAGCUCCGGCCUCCUGUGGACGGAUCAGCUCGGUGGGCACCGCCGCCCCGCGCGGCGUGUUCGUGGGCUCUGCCCCUCCGAUGGGCGGGGCUUCCUGUCUAGGGACGCGGGUGUCCCGGCGGGCCCUGGGCAUCAGCAGCGUCUUCCUGCAGGGCAUGAGGAGCAGCGCGGCGCCCGUCGUGCCGCGGGCCGGGGAGCGGGCGGCAGGUCCGGGGGCGGCGGCGGGACUCAACAGCUGUCUGAUGGAGUACAGGGACAAAGUCCGAGCGCUGGAACAACUGAACCAGCAGCUGGAGGCCCAGAUCCGCCUCAGCCUGGACCGCAAGGCCUCCAGCGCCGGGGCCUGGGGGGCGCUCAGGAGGGAGUGGGAGGACGUCUACAGACAGGUCAGUGAAGCCAUCCUGGACAACGCUCGGCUGAUGCUGCAGACAGAGAACAUCCAGGCCAACGCCGAGGACUUCAAGGAGAGGUUCGAGGGGGAGCAGCCUCUGAGGCGUGCGGUGGAGGAGGAGAUCGGCUCUCUGUACCGGGUCAUCGAUGAGGCCAACGUGACGAGGGCGGAGCUAGAGGGUCAGAUGGAGAACAUGAGGACUGAACUACGUCACCUGGAGCACAACCACGAGCAGGAUGUUCGAGUCCUUUACAGUCAGAUUGCGGGCCGUGAGGUGGACGAACCAGACGCCCCCAUUGAGACCAGUCUGGACCAGAUCCUGGCCUACAUCAGGACCCACUGGGAGAAGGUGACGGAGAGGAACCGCGCCGAGACCGACAGCUACCUGGAGUGUAAGGAGGCACAGUGUGUGAGCAGCAGGCUGAGUCCUGAGGAGGAGCAGGUGGAGGCGCUGAAGGCAGAGUGCAACGAUAUGGGCUGCAAGAUUCAGAGUCUGCAGGCGGAGACCGAGUCCAUCAGAGCCCUGAAACGGGGUCUGGAGAACUCUCUGGGGGACGCGGGUCACUGGCACGACAUGGAGCUCCAGAAUCUGGGCUCUUUGGUCGCCAAGCUGGAGGCGGAGCUUGGAGACGUGCGCAGCGAGAUCGAACAGCAGCGCCGUGACUACGACACGUUGCUUAGCAACAAGCAACGUCUUGAGCAGGAGAUCGGCGUGUACCACGGGAUCCUGGAUGGGGAGGAGCGCCGCUUCCUGCCCACCGAGGCAACGUGUCCAGGUGCGCACACAGAUCCUGAGGGAUCUGCUCCAGACUUCAGGAUUGACCCUCCAGGACAGUGAUCCAGUGUGUGUGUGUGUGUGCGGACAGACGUGGACUCUCAGGUGGAUCAGAACUCUGCAGGUGGAUCAGGACUCUCAGGUGGAUCAGGACUCUGCAGGUGGAUCAGGACUCUGCAGGUGUGAAUGAUGCUGAGCAGCAGACUGCCUGGACAUUAACACAGGGAGGUCAUGUGACCUGCAGCAGAGGUCCAGCCGGGUGAGGGUUCUGGAUGGACUCUGAAGGGGAUCAGUCCUCUGGUAUGAUGAUGAUGACGAUGAAGAGGAUGAUGAUGGUGAUGAAGAGGAUGAUGUAAACAGUGAUGAUGAUGAUGAUGGUGUUGAUGAUGAUGAAGA
Messenger RNA from Notolabrus celidotus (New Zealand spotty), 1779 nucleotides. RefSeq names its product beaded filament structural protein 2, phakinin (gene bfsp2). Gene Ontology annotation, molecular function: structural molecule activity. The record is from RefSeq and is a predicted model, not a curated record. The transcript has 7 exons. NCBI's taxonomy places the organism in Eukaryota, Metazoa, Chordata, Actinopteri, Labriformes, Labridae. Gene Ontology annotation, cellular component: intermediate filament. Gene Ontology annotation, biological process: intermediate filament organization. Bases 163 to 1446 code for a protein of 427 amino acids.